This is a messenger RNA of Cucurbita maxima (winter squash), 1406 nucleotides long. Its product is annotated as GDSL esterase/lipase At5g14450-like. NCBI's taxonomy places the organism in Eukaryota, Viridiplantae, Streptophyta, Magnoliopsida, Cucurbitales, Cucurbitaceae. The coding region runs from base 80 to 1198 and encodes 372 amino acids. The transcript has 5 exons. The record is from RefSeq and is a predicted model, not a curated record. Gene Ontology annotation, molecular function: hydrolase activity, acting on ester bonds.
CCGGCAAAGAAAAAGGAUAUCGGCUCUGUUUUUCCUUCUUCUUCAUCUUCUUCUUCUUCUUGGAUUUUGAGUUCCUUCAAUGACGAUGAAGAUUCCAAUGGCUUUUUUUACAGUAGCUUCCAUUCUGAUUUCAAUGGCGGAUUCAAGAGCUUGCGGUUUUCCGGCGAUUUACAAUUUCGGCGAUUCCAAUUCCGAUACCGGCGGAAUCUCCGCCGCGUUUUACCCUACCAUUUUGCCCUGCGGCGAGACGUUCUUCCAUAAAACCGCCGGUCGAGGCUGCGACGGCCGCCUCAUCAUCGAUUUCCUUGCAAAGCAUCUAGAGUUACCUUACUUGAGUGCAUACUUGAAUUCAAUUGGAGCGAAUUUUCGACACGGUGCGAACUUUGCAACGGGUGGUUCCACAAUUCGGAAUCAAAACGAAUCGGUGUUUGAGAAUGGAGUCAGCCCAUUUUCACUCGAUAUUCAAGUCGUCCAAUUUCGUCAGUUCAAAAAUCGUACUAUCGAUCGAUAUCAUGAAGAAACAAAUGACUUUAUUAGAAGCACUCUUCCGGUACCAGAAGAGUUCUCCAACGCUCUUUUCACCAUUGAUAUUGGUCAGAACGAUCUCUCGGCUGGAUUUCGAAAAAUGACAAACUACCAAUUUCAAAUGGCAAUUCCUAAUAUCAUUGGAGAAUUUGACGCCGCCAUUGAAGAGUUAUAUAGAGAAGGAGCAAGGGCAUUUUGGGUACACAACACAGGGCCCAUAGGCUGCAUUCCAGUGGCGAUUCGCACCACAGUCCACGGAGAUCUUGACCAAAACGGCUGCGUUAAGUACCAAAACGACGCCGCUUUGGAGUUCAACAGACAGCUUAAAGAACGAGUCAUUCAACUAAGAGCAAAACUCUCAGAUGCUUCUCUCGUCUACGUGGAUGUGUUUGCAGCUAAGCUCCAACUCAUAGCCAAUGCAAAGGAAGAAGGGUUUAUGGAGAUGGGGGCAAUAUGUUGUGGGUAUCACGAGGGCAAUGAUCACGUGUGGUGCGGGAACCAGAAGAUCAUCAAUGGCAGCCAAGUGUACGCUGGAUCUUGUGAUGAUCCUUCCAGAUUUAUCAGCUGGGAUGGGGUCCAUUAUACCGAGGCUGCUAACCGUUGGAUCGCCAAUCAGAUUAUCAAAGGCUCCUUCUCCGACCCCCAAGUUCCCAUCACGCAUGCUUGUCGUUGAUAUCCUACCGUCUGAUUAGGUUUCGACGGCUAAGAUCGUCUUAUUUACAACACGCAUAUUCGACGGUGUAACUUCAGGAUAGUUUACUUCUCAACAUAUUAUAACAUUUUUACGUGUGGUAAGUUUAGGUUUUAACAUUUACCCGUGUUUUAAUUGUAAUACUUUACCUAAACAAUAUAUUGUAGGUUACUUUUGGGACGUGUUAAAA